CCUUCUGGGUUUAUACUAAAAUAUAAGGAUGGUGAUGCAGACAUAAGCACAUAUUGACUGAUAGUGAGCUUAUAAUUGGAACGCGGCCUUGAGUGUGACUUGAUGGAUCGAUAAACUCUGAGAACUUUUUAAUAGUUUUCUAUGUUAUAAAGCUUUACAUAUCCAUAUAUUAGUCAAAAUCCUCCUCGUGCUCGCGAGGCGCCUGGGGGACUAAACUGGGGGCGAAAUAACCCUCCGUCUUCUCUCGUUAGCUUAAGUACACUAGCAAGUUUAGCUGUCAAAUAAAACUACUAGUUUUUCAUCGUGUUUUAUGAAAUACGUCGCCUGUGUCCCGACGUCCUGUUCUAUCUAGUUAAUUUCUCUGAAUUUUGACAGAGCCAUAUCCCGUAUCAGCCAGCAAGCGGUGACGCUCCGUGUCCUUCCCCGCGUCAGCCUGAGGAUGUUGCCGUCUGCAGCCGCUUCUGUCCGGGCUGCUGCGCGGCUGCUGCCCCGCCACUGCUGGAGCCCAGGCCGAGCGUGGUGCCCCUGCAGGAGUGUGUCUGUGACGGUUGGUGGUGUGAAACCCAAGACGGUCCCUCAUCGCUACCUUGGCCAGCCAAGCCCUUUCACCCACCCUCACCUCCUCAAGCAUGGUGAAGUGACUCCGGGCUUGACACAGACGGAAUUCGAGCUGCGCAGACACCGACUGGCCUGUCUGAUCGAGGAGCAGUCUGACCGGCUCGGACCCUCCAACCCCUCCAGAACCCAUGUGGCCAUUGUUCUGUCCCAUCCCACUCGCUACAUGACCAAUGACAUACCUUAUCCUUUCCACCAAAACCAGGACUUCCUCUAUCUCAGUGGCUUCCUGGAGCCCGACAGUGCCUUGGUUCUGUAUGGUAAAGGGCGACCAGACAAGUCCAUCUUGUUCGUCCCUCGCAGAGACCCGGGCCGAGAGCUGUGGGACGGACCCCGCUCCGGGAAAGACGGCGCCGCUGCUUUGACUGGCAUUGAGAGAGUUCACAGCACGGAGGAGCUGGGAGUCGUUCUGAAGAGCCUUCAAGGGACUGAGUUGUGGUACGACGGGUCCCAGCCGCCCCACCCUCGGCUCCACAGGUCAUACCUGCUUCCCCUGAUACAGAGUGGGGCGACCCCUCGCACCCUCAGGCCACUCAUACACUCUCUGCGGGCGUUUAAGAGCUCGGCGGAGGUGGCGCUCAUGCAGGAAGCCGGUCGUAUCACGGCACAGGCUUAUCGGAAGACGAUGGCGCUCUCACAUGGUGACGUGGAUGAAGCGGUCCUAUUUGCAACGUUUGACUUUGAAAGCCGUGUGGGCGGGGCAAACUUCCUGGCGUAUCAACCUGUGGUGGCCGGCGGGAAUCGAGCCAACACCCUCCAUUACGUCAGCAACAACCAGAUUGUGAAGGAUGGAGAGAUGGUCCUGCUCGAUGGUGGUUGUGAAUACUUUGGUUAUGUCAGUGACAUCACACGGACUUGGCCAGUCAAUGGAAAGUUCAGCCCGGUCCAGGCAGAGUUGUAUGAAGCCAUCCUGGAGGUCCAGUACGCCUGCUUAUCCCUGUGUACCCCUGGAGUCAGCCUUGACCACAUCUACAGCACCAUGCUGGCUCUUCUGGGACAGCAGCUCAAGCGACUGGGCGUGGUCAAAUCCGGCGCCAGUGAUGCUGACGUUCUGAAGGCUGCCAGACUCUACUGCCCCCAUCAUGCGGGUCAUUAUUUGGGCAUGGAUGUCCAUGACACUCCUGAGCUGUCGCGCUCUCAGCCUCUGCAGCCGGGGAUGGCCAUCACCAUCGAACCAGGUCUGUACAUCAAUGCAGACAACGGCCAGGCCCCCGAGCGAUUUCGAGGUAUGGGUGUGAGGAUCGAGGAUAACGUGCUGAUUCAGGACUCUGCCGCUCCGUUGAUUCUGUCAUCUGAUGUGCCGAAGACGGUGGCUGAAGUCGAGCAAGCCUGUGCGCAGAGAUAGCGCAGGUAGAGCGUCUCGGCGUAAGCAACACGUGAAGCAACACACUGCAGGGGGGCGACAACAGCACUGAUUUUAAUAAGAAAAAGCAAUGGAUUUCUAAAAUCAUGAGCGAAAACACUUUAAAAUGUCUGCUGUGGUGGAGUGGGAACUCAUUGUCCCUGAUACAAUCAAACACAAGCGAUGAGGUAAGAAUGAUGAACAGAUUUGUUUCAAUGAUUCAAGUUUCUAUGAGACUGAGGGAACAUUCCACCUUAAACUGUGUCACAGAGUCUUCCUCGCUCCUGUCUUCAGUGGAAUAAAUGUGUUCAACCAUUGGACUGUGCUGUAGGUUUCGGUCUUGGAGCUCCAUCCGUCACAGAGAGCCCCUUACUGACUGAGCGAGGAGCUGAACAUGUCACUGACGUGUGUCACACGCUUCCUCAAAACUAUUUCAAACUGGAUCUCAGCUGCAGCAUCUCGCCCAGAAGAGGAACACUGUUCUUGGAAGUAGUAACCAGAGUCCUCUGCUCCUUCAUAUCCCAGGAGCACACCUCCAACUGACCAGGGUCAAAACAUA
Synchiropus splendidus (mandarinfish) is the source of this 2516-nucleotide messenger RNA. RefSeq names its product X-prolyl aminopeptidase 3, mitochondrial (gene xpnpep3). NCBI's taxonomy places the organism in Eukaryota, Metazoa, Chordata, Actinopteri, Syngnathiformes, Callionymidae. Gene Ontology annotation, molecular function: manganese ion binding; metalloaminopeptidase activity. The record is from RefSeq and is a predicted model, not a curated record. The coding region runs from base 440 to 1960 and encodes 506 amino acids. The transcript is spliced from 11 exons. Gene Ontology annotation, cellular component: mitochondrion.